GCCCCGGUCCGGCCCAGCCCCGCGCGGUAAGAUGGCGGCGGCGGCGGCGGCCGAGGCCGAGUGCGAUGUGGUCAUGGCGGCGCCCGACGGGCCCGGCGAGACCGACAGCGACGAGGAGGCGCGCAGAGAAGCAGAGGCAUUCAAGGAGCAGGGAAAUGCAUACUAUGCCAAGAAAGAUUACAACGAAGCAUUCAACUACUACACAAAAGCCAUAGAUACGUGUCCCAAUAAUGCCAGUUAUUAUGGGAACAGAGCUGCCACGCUCAUGAUGCUGGGGAGGUUCCGAGAAGCGCUGGAGGAUGCUCAGCAGUCAGUCAGGCUGGACGACAGCUUUGUACGGGGCCAUCUCCGGGAAGGGAAGUGCCACCUUUCCCUAGGGAAUGCCAUGGCUGCCAGCCGCUGCUUUCAGCGAGUUUUAGAACUGGAUCAUAAGAAUACCCAGGCACAGCAGGAGCUGAAGAAUGCCACGACUGUGCUUGAGUAUGAAAAAAUAGCUGAAGUGGAUUUUGAGAAACGGGAUUUCAGGAAGGUUGUGUUUUGCAUGGAUCGUGCUCUGGAGUUCGCUCCCGCCUGUCACCGGUUCAAGAUCCUCAAGGCUGAGUGUUUGGCACUGCUGGGCCGGUACCCCGAGGCACAGUCUGUGGCCAGUGAUAUCCUGCGGAUGGACUCGACCAACGCCGACGCGCUGUACGUGCGCGGGCUGUGCCUGUACUACGAGGACUGCAUCGAGAAGGCCGUGCAGUUCUUCGUGCAGGCCCUCAGGAUGGCCCCUGACCACGAGAAAGCCUGUCUUGCCUGCCGGAAUGCCAAAGCACUUAAAGCGAAGAAGGAAGAUGGGAAUAAAGCAUUCAAGAAAGGCAACUACAAACUAGCAUAUGAACUGUACACAGAGGCACUAGGAAUAGACCCAAAUAAUAUCAAAACAAAUGCCAAACUCUACUGCAACAGGGGCACGGUUAAUUCAAAGCUUAGGAAACUCGAAGAAGCGAUCGACGACUGCACGAACGCGGUGAAGCUGGACGACACGUACGUCAAAGCCUACCUGAGGAGGGCACAGUGUUACAUGGACACAGAGCAGUAUGAAGAUGCUGUAAGAGACUAUGAGAAGGUUUAUCAGACAGAGAAAACAAAAGAACACAAGCAGCUCCUAAAGAAUGCACAGGUGGAACUGAAAAAGAGCAAAAGGAAAGACUACUACAAAAUCCUGGGGGUGAACAAAAACGCCUCUGAAGAUGAGAUCAAGAAGGCUUACAGGAAACGAGCACUAAUGCACCAUCCAGACCGACACAGUGGAGCAAGUGCAGAAGUACAGAAGGAAGAGGAGAAGAAAUUUAAGGAGGUUGGUGAAGCCUUCACCAUCCUGUCAGAUCCCAAGAAGAAGGCCCGCUAUGACAGCGGGCAGGACUUGGAAGAGGAUGGAUUAAACAUGGGAGAAUUUGAUCCAAAUAACAUCUUCAAGGCCUUCUUCAGCGGGCCAGGGGGCUUCAGCUUUGAAGCUUCUGGGCCUGGAAAUUUCUUUUUCCAGUUUGGCUAAGAAGCAAACAAACACAAAUCAAACCACACAUACCUGAUCUGCUUCUUUUAACCUCGAAUACGGACAGCCCCAGACUCCUCCUCCAUCACGUCUCGUUGUCCUUAGAGCAGUUUCAUUUCUGGGUUGGAGCCUCUGUUUGUGUGUUGUGUGUGUGAAGAGGAAACCAGCUCGGGAGGGGAAGGCUUGUGAAUUUUGUUUUACUGUUAACUUUAUUAAAAAAAAAAAAAAAAUAAAGCUUUGAAUCUUUUGGUCCCUCCAUGCUGGCCCGUGCUUUCAGCUGCUUCUGCCCCUCAACACGAAGGAUUUCCUGGAAUCUUCCCAGAAUCUCCACGUGUGUGAGGGAGAAAGAAUUCCUGGUUUGUUCUGGUUGCUUCCAAAGCAGCAUGUCCAGGGUUUGGAGUAACUUGUAAGUUAUGUUAAUCGUUUGGAAAUACUGCCAAGGCUCAAUCCAGUUUUGUACAAUCCCAUUUCACCUGCAAGCCUGGCUUCUUUGCUCUUUUUAUUUCUUUUUUUUUUUAUUUUUUUCCAUGGUUCUCCCAGCAAGGCCCACUUGGGCAUUAAACUUCUGUGAUAACAUGUGAGCUUACAAUUCUGUAUCAGAGAAAUGCUGCUUAGAGUUCAAAGAGCAGCUUAUGUGAGAAUUCCCUGUGAUGCAGCUGGAAUUAAGGGCUUUGUGUUCCCAAGAUUGUCCUGUUUAAGGGAAUAUUGAAUUUGCUCUGGGCUGAAUUCCUUCACUGUACUUUUUUAAAUUAAUCCACUUGAAUAUUUUAUAUUUGUGCUAAACUUGAUUUUGUUGAGCUUGAUGUGUGAUUUCCUGUUACUGAUCCAUGAUGUGGGUGAGUCUUUCAAUGCCAAGUGAAUUCCAGGCAGGGAUCCUGGGUGGUUUGGGAUGUGCAGCAGCUGUGUGUUUAGUUAACCUGGCUGAGUGGUUUUCCUCUGGCAGUGAUUUACUCCUCCAAAGCAGCAAGAAAAUGCAAAGUCCAGCUCUGAACUGGCAGUCUGUUCUUUCUCUUGUGCAGUGUCAGGACAGGAGCUGGAGGGAUGGAUGAGCUUCUGGCCUGGAGCUGUGUCCUGGUGGGUUUGGUGUGGGGCACUGCCUGUUAGCAGUUUGAUUUUCACCUGAAAGGUGGUGUUACAGCAGGGUCUCAGCUGGGGGAGAGCUCUGCUCCUGGGAUUCCCCCCUUUUCUCCACAGCAUGGGCAGCACCUUCUUGUCCAGGUGCCCUGUGUGAGCUCCUGUCUGAGGGUUCUGGAGCCUGGUGCUGUCAGGCCCAGUCCCAGGAGGUUGUGCUCAGCCUGGGAUGGGAGGGGAGCAGUGGGGCCGUGGCUGGGGGUCCUGGGCUGGUGCUCAGUGAGGAGCAGAGGGGCUGUGGCCAGGUCCUGGGCUGACCCUGGCAGUGUGGGGCCGCUGGAGGCUGGAGUUUGCUCAGAGAACGGGUGUUUGUGAGAGAGAACCUCCCAGUGACUCUGUGUAACAGCUGCUUUGCCUUCCCGCAGCACAGCAAGCACUGCAGGGAGCUCAUUGCUCGAGGUGAUCACUCGGAGUGCCAGGUCUUUGUCUUCCUCCCGAGGGCUGGGUGUGCCCUCCAGCAGGACAGGGACUGGCGCAGGACCACGAGGUCCCAGCGCUGUCGUGGUCCUGCUGUGGUGUUCGGUCAGGAUUCUUGACAAUCUGCUUUCACAGAGGGAAAAUUUAAGGGCUUAAAUUUUAGCACUGCAGAAUAACUCGUUUGAAACUCAGCUUUCUAAGUGAACCAGGGCUGAGUAAUACUUUCAAAACCCAACUCUCCCACGUUUGAUCUGCCAUCCUUCACACCAGUGUGAGGGAUGGACCCACCCAGGUGCACCCAGAGCAGCUGGGGCCUGGCACUUUUCAGGCUCUGAAGUGGUGAAUACGUGGGGAACUGAAAUACUGGUCUAUGCACACUGAUGCUUCCCCAGCUUUCCUGGCACUGUAAUCUGAGUUUACAAGAGUUUAGUGGAAUUUUGGUUCCAUGACAUCUCGUCCUGUGUGUUUGUUGAUGUCACUGUACAGUUUGGGCUGUUCUCAGUGUCUCAUUGCUGAGCAGAGCCAUGUUCUGUGUCUGUCAGUGGGUUUAUUCUCAUUUUCCCCUGCCCCAGGGAAGUGUGACCAGCUUCCUUCCUCCCUUCCUUCUCUCUAAGCUGACUGAGCCCGUUCCUUGGAGCACAGGAGUGGAAUGGCUCUGCUUCUGGGAGAGAAAAUGUAUACAGCAGCUAUUUAUAACCUGUACAUGAAUGCAUGAUUUAAUGUAGUUAAAUAUUCAUAUGGUGAGUGCCAAGACUUUCUACAGCACGUGAAUCAAGGUGAAGGCAAAUGCAUGGAACCAUGGAAUGGAUUGGGCUUGAAGGCCUUUAAAGGCUGUCAAGUCCAACCCCCUGCCAUGGGCAGGGACACUUCCCACUAGCCCAGAGUGCCCCAGGACCUGUGCAGUCCCUGUUCCCCCUGGCACAGAGCAGGGCUGAGCAGGGCUUGGUGGCACCUGGCACCUCAGGGCAGCAGCAGUGUCCAGUGGCACUGUGACCUCCACCGUGUCCCAGCACGGCUUGGGGAGACAAAACUCUGCAUUUUCCAAAAAAUGGACUCAGCUGUGCAUUGCUUGGAGUGUUGCCUCCACACAUGGUGGUUCCAGGACAUUGUCCAGGGGUCGUGCUUGGGUGUAGCUGCAGGGGAGCUGAGUGCCAGUGCUCCAGCUGCUCACAGCCCUCCUGUGUGUCCUGCAGCCCCAGGGGGGCCACUGGCUGCAGGGAUUUGCCACAGAGACCACAAAUGAGCAUCUUCAAGAGCUGCUGUGCCCGUGCUGUUCCCAGAAGGACAGAGAGCGCACAGAGGUGCAGGAGGUGGGCUGUGGUGGCAUGGACACGCUUUGGUGUGACUCUCAGCCUGGCAGCUCCUGCCUGGGCUCUCCAAGGGGGAAUGGCUGGUGCUGUGAGAGCUGCUGCCAACAAGAAGGGCCUAGAAAGAGCAGAGGUGCUGUGGCUGAGAGCCAGACCAGGCUGGUGUGGCAGGGGACAUCUUCCACCGGCCAAGUUGGGAGAAGAUGGUCUGAGCAGCUCGAGAGCUGGCAAGUGGCUGUCAGCUUCCCUGGGAAAGUUGUGAAGAGAAGUGUGUGAGGAGUGUGGCUGUGGGCAGAGCUGGCAUGUGGGGGCUCUGCUGUAGGACUGCAGUUUUGGCAAGGAGAUCAGGAAUUGUGUGGCUGUUAGGCUUUGCCUUGGAUGUGGUUUUGUCUGGCCAUGCUCAGAGUUUGGGUUGGAAAGCUGUGAAGUCCAUUCAGGAGGUUCUGGCCACCCUCUUAAGGUUCUUCAUUGCUUUGGCUGCACUAAAACCUACCUGAUUUGGUUUUGAUCCUGGGAGCGUUCAGUGAGCAGGAUCCCCAGUGCUGCUGGCUGUUGUAAAUGCAGAAAUGCAAGUUGGAAAAUGGGAGAAAGACAAAUUGUUCAGGUACAAGAGUAUUAUCCAUGGAAUAGCAGGCCCCUCAACUCUCUGUACCUGCUGAGACAGAGUGGAUGCUGCUGUGCUGCUGUGUGUGUGACAUGGAGGCUGGUGCCAGUUCCUGUGCAGCCACACUGGCCCUGGACCUGCAGCCAUCAAACAGCCACAGGGCUGGGCCACGUGCUGCUUUGCCAUUUCCAAAUGACCUCCUCAGUUUCAGUAAUAACUCCAGCUAUUCUCUUAUUUCUAAUGGAUGGUUUUCAUCCUGUUUAAAUUCGUGCCUUGUCCUUUCCCCUCCUUUUCCCUAGGGAACAGGACAACUGUGUGCUGCACCCACCCUGGAGCAGUGCUAGUCCCUUCGCAGCUGUGGCAGGGCUGUGGCAGGGGUAGGUGGCAAUAGCUGGUGGCUGUCCCUGCCCUUGGCUCUGUGGGGCCAUUCUGGGUCCCUGCAUGACUGUGGGAGCUGAUGUGAAACACUUUGGCCUUCCUGGCCAGGCCCAGCUCUCCCCACUCCCACCGUCAUGGAUGGGGUUAUCCCUUCUUGGAGCAGUGCUGGGCGUUUUCCCUCACGCAGAUCCGAGCUUGGAGGGACAGUUCUGCUCUGUUGCUGGGAGCUGGGACACUGCACCCGAGCUGGAGCUCAGGGCUGGCCCGGCAGGGCAGGAUCCUUGGGGAGCCCAGCAGGACGAGCAGCCCUGCUGCCAUGCCAGCCCGACUGCCCAGCCCUGUCCCCAGUGUCCCCUAAUGGCUCCUGUGAACAGUGUGGGUGAGGCAGCAUCCGAGGGGCCGCGGGGGGAGCACCCAGAGCCCCCCAGUGCACGUGGGUCACAACUUUGUGGAUUAGUCAGGACAAACCCAGGCACCGAUGCGAAGCCACUUGGAGAGGAGCUUGUCCCUGUGCUGCCGUAUUUAUCUGAAUUGGAAUUCGGAAUGUUUACCUCAGUGUACAUAGCUCAACCUUUCCCUGGGGGGAAAGGGGAAUUGCAUGGAGCAAUCGCUGUCCCAUUGCUUUGCCAAACUCCUCAUCCUCUCCCAGCCGGGCUCCGCAUCGGUACCAGCUGUCCCUCUUGGACCUUUCUAGGAUGUGAAUGGUAAAAAUGUGAAUAUUUGUUGUUUACUUCCUUAGCAGAACUCCUGAUGCCGUGUUUGUAUGGGAAAUCAGCCUGAGCAGACCCAUAUGCAAUCGGUUUUACUUUAUUAUAAACUGUAUAUGAUGUACAAACUAAUAAAAACUCAAACGAC
Pyrgilauda ruficollis (rufous-necked snowfinch) is the source of this 6226-nucleotide messenger RNA. RefSeq names its product DnaJ heat shock protein family (Hsp40) member C7 (gene DNAJC7). Lineage: Eukaryota; Metazoa; Chordata; Aves; Passeriformes; Passeridae. The record is from RefSeq and is a predicted model, not a curated record. Gene Ontology annotation, molecular function: protein binding. Bases 32 to 1534 code for a protein of 500 amino acids. The transcript is spliced from 14 exons.